Lycium barbarum (goji berry) is the source of this 441-nucleotide messenger RNA. RefSeq lists its product as uncharacterized. The coding region runs from base 1 to 441 and encodes 146 amino acids. The transcript has 2 exons. The record is from RefSeq and is a predicted model, not a curated record. Lineage: Eukaryota; Viridiplantae; Streptophyta; Magnoliopsida; Solanales; Solanaceae.
AUGCGAUUCGGAAAAAGAGGUAAAUUGAGUCCGAGAUUUAUAGGACCAUAUGAGAUACUUGACCGCAUAGAAGAAGUGGCUUAUCGUUUGGCACUUCCUCGUGAGAUGUCUUUUAUCCAUCCAGUGUUUCAUGUUUCUAUGCUAAGAAAAUGCAUAUCAGACUCUUCUCGUGUGCUUGAAGCACCGACUAUACAUCUUGAUUACAACUUGACGUACAAGGAGGAGCCAGUGGCUAUUGUUGACAGACAAAUAAGGAAGUUACGGUCAAAAGAAAUUGUGUCCGUGAAAGUCUUAUGGAGAAAUCAUACCUUUGAAGAAGCUACUUGGGAGUCCGAGAAUGAUAUGCGAGCCAAGUAUCCCCACUUGUUUCAGUCUAUAGCAGCAGCAGCCGCCGUAGCAGCAGCAGCAGAAGCCAAUCACAGAAGUCCCAGUUCCAAAUGA